This is a messenger RNA of Humulus lupulus (European hop), 1180 nucleotides long. RefSeq lists its product as uncharacterized. Lineage: Eukaryota; Viridiplantae; Streptophyta; Magnoliopsida; Rosales; Cannabaceae. Bases 73 to 1050 code for a protein of 325 amino acids. Gene Ontology annotation, molecular function: oxidoreductase activity. The record is from RefSeq and is a predicted model, not a curated record. The transcript has 6 exons.
CGGCGUUUAAGAGGUGGGCAUUGAAGAAGAAAGUGAAGCUCGAGCCCUGUACGGCGAUUUUGGGUCGAGGCGAUGAAGGCGAUAGUGAUAACCACUCCCGGAGGCCCAGAAGUACUGCAACUUCAAGAAGUUGAAGAUCCUGACCUCAACGCCGAUGAGGUCCUUAUCAAGGUCGAAGCCACAGCGCUCAACCGAGCCGAUACCCUUCAGAGAAAGGGCCAGUACCCUCCACCAAAGGGUACCAGUCCUUAUCCGGGACUCGAAUGCUCUGGAACCGUUGAAGCCGUCGGAAAAGACGUUUCCCGCUGGAAAGUUGGCGAUCAGGUGUGUUGUCUUCUCAGUGGAGGUGGGUAUGCUGAGAAGGUGGCUGUGCCUGCUGGACAAGUUCUUCCAUUGCCGCCUGGUGUUUCUCUGAAGGAAGCUACCGCUUUUCCUGAAGUGGCUUGCACUGUUUGGUCCACUGUUUUCAUGACCAGUCGCCUCACUGCUGGGGAAUCACUUUUGGUUCAUGGAGGCUCUAGUGGCAUUGGAACAUUUGCCAUUCAGAUUGCCAAAUACAUAGGAGCCAGAGUAUUUAUCACAGCAGGUAGCGAUGAAAAACUAGCUUUCUGCAAGAACCUUGGUGCUGAUGUUUGUAUAAACUACAAAACGGAGGACUUUGUUGCCAGAGUAAAAGAAGAAACCGGUGGUAAAGGUGUUGAUGUUAUUCUGGAUAGCCUUGGAGCAUCCUAUUUCAAGAAAAAUCUUGAGAGCUUGAAUUAUGAUGGGAGGCUUUUCAUUAUUGGGUUCAUGGGUGGAGCUGUUACAGAAUUAGAUCUCCGUGCUUUGUUCCCCAAGCGCCUCACCGUUCAAGCGGCUGGCUUGCGAACGAGGACCCUAGAAAACAAAGCAGUAAUCGUUAGUGAAGUGGAGAAGAAUGUUUGGCCUGCAAUUACGGCUGGUAAGGUGAAACCUGUGAUCUACAAAUCUUACCCUUUAUCUGAAGCAGCAGAGGCUCACAGGCUCAUGGAAAGCAGCAACCAUAUAGGAAAAAUAUUGCUUGUUCCAUGAUUCCAUAAAUGUUUAUGUAAGACACUGUUUGAUGAGUUCAUACAUAACCAUGUUUAACUUUCUAGUAUAUUUCCCUCAACUUCAUAUACUGCUCACUUAAAUGAAUACUAUGCUAAACGGAUUCAUCUCA